AUGACAACCCCAUCACAACCGCCCUUCUCUCCACACCACUUCCACCGCAUAACAAACACUUCGAACCCCUCCAAUCCCACCCUCGACGUCAUAAAUGAUGCCGGCAGACAAAACAGCACCGGUCUCCUCAAAGUAACUCGCGAAGGGUACUACUCUGGCCAAUACUGGUCAUUCACCCCUUCAGGUACACCUCAUUGCCCUCCCCAAGCCAGCGAGCCAUCAAGGGAUACGACCUCCACCUCCAACACCUACCGCAUCCGCACAUGGUGGCUGGGGCCAAACCGGCAACUCGAUGUCUACGCAGAUGACACGUCGAAAGCGGUGUUGAGGCGGGCGGAUGCUACUGAUACAGCAAAUGCGCUGGACUGGAGUAUCGGACAGUGGGAAGAUGGUACGUGGUGGAUUGGGAAUGAAGCGAGUGGUGUGUUGAAAGUUUUGGAUGUUGGUGAGAGGGAGGAUAGGAGGGAGGUUGUGUUGAGUGAGAAAGACGAGGGGAAGAAGACGCAGAGAUGGACAGUUGAGGUUAUUAGGGAGAUUGAUGAGCAGGAGUAUCAUGAAACACCUAUUACUCCGACUCCUGAAUAG
Molecule: messenger RNA, 585 nt
Organism: Alternaria burnsii
Lineage: Eukaryota; Fungi; Ascomycota; Dothideomycetes; Pleosporales; Pleosporaceae
Exons: 1
Coding region: 1-585 (194 amino acids)
Source: RefSeq, a predicted model, not a curated record